Messenger RNA from Pieris rapae (cabbage white), 3097 nucleotides. RefSeq names its product lysosomal acid glucosylceramidase-like. The coding region runs from base 61 to 1671 and encodes 536 amino acids. Gene Ontology annotation, molecular function: glucosylceramidase activity. Lineage: Eukaryota; Metazoa; Arthropoda; Insecta; Lepidoptera; Pieridae. The transcript has 13 exons. Gene Ontology annotation, biological process: glucosylceramide catabolic process. The record is from RefSeq and is a predicted model, not a curated record.
GUAUAAAUUAAACAGUUUUUCUUAAUAUACAGUGAAAAGCUAUCCACUAAAUUGUGCAAAAUGAUUAUUUAUUUAGCUUCACAAAUAAUUGUUUUUUUAACGUUAUCAACUAUAUGCUGUUUAGCAGAUCUACCAUGUGCGUAUCGACAAGGAGACAAGCCAGAUAGAUUAGUCUGCGUGUGUAAUGCGACAUACUGCGACACAAUCGACAGAGUUCCGCCUCCACAAGAUAGCUACAUAACAUACACCAGUUCUAAGGCUGGAUCAAGAUUUUUAAAAGGCACCGGACGCAUUGUUGAUGCGGUAGAUGAUGGAAAUUAUGACCGAGUAAUCCAGCUCUACCCAGAUGAAAGAUAUCAGACUAUACAUGGAUUUGGAGGAGCUGCUACUGAUGCUGCUUGUAUUAAGUGGAAGUCGCUCCCCAAGGGCGCUCAGGAGAGAUUUAUAGAAUCUUACUUCAGCAAACGUGGAAUAGAAUACACAAUGAUCCGUGUGCCAGUAGCAUCUUCAGAUUUUUCGACUCAUCCCUAUCAUUACAAUGAAUACCCAGAAAAUGACAAAGAACUCACUAACUUUACUUACACCAAAGAAGAUACAGAGUACAAGCUGCCUCUAAUAAAAGGUGCAAUGGAAGUAGCUACUGAUGAGAUAUCGGUUGUAGCAGCUGUCUGGUCUCCACCAAUGUGGAUGAAAGUCGUAGACCCUGGAUCAACAGCAAAUAGACUUAAGGCAGAAUUUUAUCAAACUUACGCUAACUAUCAUUGCGAAUUUGUCAAGCUAUACGAAAAAGCUGGAGUUCCCAUAUGGGGAGUGUCCACAUCUAAUGAACCAAUUAACGGUGCUUUUAUGCAAACUGAGUUCGGACCACAAGAUACUAUAGGAUGGUCUGUUGAUCAGAUGAAAAAAUGGUUGAAGAACAACUUUGGUCCAACGAUGCGCAACUGUAAUGGGAAAAAAAUUAAUAUCCUAGCUAUGGACGACCAGCGAUAUUUGCUGCCUGCAUGGAAUGUUGUGAUUGUAGGAACAGACAAAGAAAUUUCAAAAUACGUUGAUGGUUUCGCAAUGCACUCCUACAUCGAUCCUUAUACGCCAGCGAGUAUUAUAGAUAUAAACAUGAAGAAUUUUCCUGACAAAUUCGUUCUGGGGACCGAAUUCAGCUCAAAGGGUUCCGAUAGCGCAGUACCCCUAGGAGAUUGGGGCGAAGGAGAGGUGUAUGCCGAAACAAUUCUUGAAAAUCUAGUCUCCAACUACGUAGGUUUUAUAGACUGGAACCUGGCUUUAGACCCUGAUGGUGGGCCAAACUGGGCGAAAAACUUUGUUGAUGCACCAAUCAUAAUAAAUUCAACAAGUGGGGAGUUUUACAAGCAACCUAUAUUCUAUGUUUUAGGACAUUUUUCUAAACUUAUACCUCGCUGGUCACAAAGAAUAAAGUCUGUCCGCCAGAGUCCUAUUCAUUAUACGCCUGAUAAAAAGAACAUAUAUGAUUCGACUCCACCAAGAAAAUACAUCUACGACCAUGUGGCGUUUGUGACUGUCAGAAAUACAAUAGUCGUUGUGAUUGCAAACUAUGAUGAAGCACAGAAUGCCGCUAUUAUGUUUGGAUCGAAACAAGUGACGGUGUUUUUGGAAGCCAAUUCCAUUGUUUCAGUGGAAUUCCCUUACUCUUUAUGAUGUUUUAUCAAAUAAGAUCUUAGUCAUAACUUAAGUGAUUUUUUAAGUCGUUCAGUGUCAUUACCUGACAAGAAUUUCGACAAGAACUCCAGCUUUUAAGUUGUUAUUUUCUGCUUAAAAAUUAGAAAUGUGGUGUUACAUAGUAAUAUACUUGUCAUAAAUAAACAUUUGAUUUUUAAUACAAUAGCUUUUAGUCUAAUUUACUAACCUCAUGGUAACUUCAAUAAUAUAUAUUUUAUUUAUUUAUUCAUUAGCUCACAUGUACAUAAAUAUAAUUCAACUGACAUAAUUAAAUAAUAAAGGAGAGCGACUGGCGGCCUUAUCGCUUUCGAGAGAUCUCUUUCAAGCAACCACUGUAUAAACAAAAAUAUACGUCGCCUUCGUUAAUAAUAUAGUUACUCAGUAUCUGUUAUUCAGUCUUCUAAGCCUAAAAUGUGUUGAAGCCUAAAAUAAGAUCCCCGUUAUCGAAGACGUUGCGUCUACUGCAUUCUGUCUCCGAUGCUAUCGACAUCUUUAUAUGUUUGCAGAAUGACAUAACAGUAGCAAUACUGUGUAUCUUAUGUAUUUUUUUUCGAUAUUAUGUCAUUAGUUCAGUACUGUAAAGAUAGGGUAUGAAUUUUUUGUGAGUAAAAAAUAAAAUAUCAUGCCUUCAAAUCCGUUAAUAUCGCGUUAUACUUCCAAUUUCAUUUGAAAAAUUUCCUUAGUGAAUAUUUUUUUAUAGGACAAGCAAGAGGCUAAUCUGAAUCUUUUAAGUGCGCGCUCGCGAGUAUAAACCCAUCCUUUGAUAUGAAAUUCAAAUUAAAAAAUCGGAUCGUCGUCAACAUGGCUUGGAAUUAGCAGAUGCUACUCGUGUUACUGAAAUACUAUAUCAACUGUACCUGAAGGCGCUUUACAAAUGUAGCAACUUCAGACGAGGCAACUAUUAACUUCUUAAUACAAGAAACUUUAUUCAAAACAAAUAACAUAAUACAUAAAGAUAUACCUAAUAAAUAACCUUAAAAUUUAAUUAUUAAAACCCUUUAGGCAAGGUUCCGAAGAUACUGGCAGCGUUCCCGUAGACUAACCUUUUUGAUAAUUCCCUAUACUUCUUAACUGUAUAUUACAAUUCUACAUCUGUGGAAUGCUCUACCGGUUAUAACGCAACUGAACCUUGAUCAGGUGACUGGACCACUUCCACAUCCUCGGCAGGAUCUAUAUGAAUAGAUAUAAUUUUAAGAAUCAACUUAGAAUUUUAUAUUAAUUAAUUCAAGGGAAAGGUGAUUCAAUUUUUAAACACUAAGUGCUUUUAUAGUGUGAGCGAAUAUCUAGAUUAUAAGUUUGACACAGAUUUUAAAUACCUAACCUACCUAUUAUAUCUAUAUGACAUUAUAAACUCUCUCUGUCUCAAUUAUACCCAUGUAUUUUUAAAUAUUUAUAUUAAAUAUAU